UGGAAUGGAAAUGGUUGAUUGACUGAGUGAAUUUGAAUGAUUGAAUGAUUGAAUGAUUGAACGAUUGAACGAUUGACAGAACGGAUGGGCCCCCAAGAAGAUGAUGCGGGGUAACUUGGACGACAAUCCCCAACCCUUCCUUCCUUCCUUCCAUCCAUCCAUCCAUCCAUCCAUCCAUCUUUCCUUUUCUCAUCGGAUCCUUCUCUGUUCACCCCUCAACAAUAGUAUUCUCCAUCAUAACAACGAGCGAAGGAUGGAUAGCUUACCCGCUUACUACACCCGAAUCAUCCCAUGAUACUUGCACAUGCACAAUCUCAUCAUCGUUGCUCCAUUCCAAUCCUAUUCUUUCCUGAGCGUGAGGAUCCAUGCACGAUCGCCUUGUGGUCGGUAAGAGGUCUUUGUUUCAAUCGAGAGUUCCUUGGCCUGUUGUUCCUUUCCUUAUGCUUCUGCAUUUUUUUUCUUUCCCUGCCUCUUUCUUUUUUGCUUUUUCGUCUUCCAUCCCAGGUAUCGAUUACCUAUGGGGUCGUAGUCAGAACUCCAUCGUCUAGUCUCUAUCAACUCAUUCGCCCGCGAUCCACAGACACCGCUGUAACUUAUGUAUGGUAUACUACCUACGCCCACUCAUUCGUCCACUGUAAGAGGUUCAUCUUAUGUAAAACGGCUCUCGAUACUCAAUAUGAUUGAGUCAUCGUCAUCAUCAUCAUCAUCAUCAUCACCACCAUCCACAACAACCAUAUCGCAUCCAUGCCUCCAGCAACCAACUCCCGAUGAUCUUUCUA
Aspergillus aculeatinus CBS 121060 is the source of this 779-nucleotide messenger RNA. RefSeq lists its product as uncharacterized. Lineage: Eukaryota; Fungi; Ascomycota; Eurotiomycetes; Eurotiales; Aspergillaceae. The transcript has a single exon. The record is from RefSeq and is a predicted model, not a curated record. Bases 292 to 684 code for a protein of 130 amino acids.